AUGGCUACUCUUUAUAAAGCUCAUCUUUUUAACGAAUAUUUAAAAAUACCUCCUAUAGAAAAUAUAUUUUUGCAAAAACAGGAAAUACAAUUGCUAUGCCACAUACUAUUAAAAAGAAAAAAAAAUAAAAUUUAUUUUCAGAACAAUUUAAAUAAAGUUUACACAAAUAGAAAAAUUAUUAGUAAUGAAAAUUAUAGUAGAAUAAAAUUAAGUGAAAAUGAAGCUUCCUUUAUCAAUAAAAGCUUUAUUGAAAAAAGAAACAUUAAAAUUUAUAAAAAAAGGAACUUAAAUGGGUUAAUUAGUAGAAACAGAAUCAAUUAUUUAUCCAUGUUCGUUAGAAAAAUGUCUUCUGGAAAUUAUGUGCCACAUAAUCAUAAGUCAAAUAACAAUAUUUAUUUAACAAAUAAUUUCUUAAAUAAGAAAAAUUUAAAAAAAGAAAUUUUAGAUAUCCAUAAAAAGUUAACAGAGAAUUCUUUUAUUGAUAAAAAAAAAGAGGAAAUUUAUUAUUUAUUAAAGAGUGCAAUAAAGCCAAAUUUGAAAGGAAAAAUUUAUUUUGUUGGUUCAUGCGAAAAUAAUAUAUGGAUAAAAAAUUCAGAUAUUGACUGUUGUAUAGUAGUAGAAAAUUGUGAAGAUAAAAAUUCUUAUUUAUAUAAUUUAAGAGUUAUAAAAAAUGCAAUCAAUUUAAUUUAUCCAUCAUUAACAAUAAAUAUAAUUAAAGCAUCUGUUCCAAUAGCUAAAAUAUAUGAACAACAAAAUAAUAUAUGUGAUAUUAGUAUUAACAAUACAGCAGCAAUAGUAAAUACAAAAUUUGUUUCUUCUCUAUGUAAUAUAGAUGAAAGAAUUACAAUAAUAAAUAGAAUAAUCAAAUACUGGGCAAAACAAAAAAAUAUUAAUAACAGAUCUCAAGGUACUUUUAGCUCUUACGCUUUAUUUUUGUUAACUUAUUAUUUUUUUCAAAAUUUAAAUGUUCCAUUAUUACCUUCAUAUAAAUCAAUAGAAAGGGAAAAUGCAUCUUCUUUUGAAAUUAAUAGUGAAUAUUUCUUUUUGCAAGAUGAAGUACAGAUGCCAUUUUAUACAAAUAUAGAAGAUAUAAAAUCUAAGUUUCCUAAUUUAAAACGAAACAAAGAAGACAUUUCAAAAUUACUGUAUGGAUUUUUUGAAUUUUAUUCUAAUGAUAUUUGCAAAAAUGGAAUUACACUAGAUAUAUAUAAUAAUCAAAUUAUUGAGAAUAAGGAUAUGACUGCAAAUAUUUAUUGCCCAAUAACAAAAAAAAUUGUAAAUACUUAUAGCAUAAACACUUGGAAAAAAAUGUUUGAAAAAAUUCAAUCAGCUUAUAAUAAAUUAAAAAAUGGAAGUAGUUUAAAUUUAAUUUGUGAAGAAACAAAAGAUAAUACACCUAAUAGAAAAAUAGAUCUCAAAGAUCAUUUAUUGAGAAGAAAAAUUUUUCAAAAUCUAUAUAUGUUUUAA
Plasmodium relictum is the source of this 1467-nucleotide messenger RNA. RefSeq names its product nucleotidyltransferase, putative. Lineage: Eukaryota; Apicomplexa; Aconoidasida; Haemosporida; Plasmodiidae. Gene Ontology annotation, biological process: RNA 3'-end processing. The coding region runs from base 1 to 1467 and encodes 488 amino acids. The record is from RefSeq and is a predicted model, not a curated record. Gene Ontology annotation, molecular function: nucleotidyltransferase activity. The transcript is spliced from 9 exons.